AUGGGACUUAUCGGUACCUCUCUGGGAAUGGCCUUGAAGAAGGCGCAGGUGAAGGCGGAGAUAGUGGGCAGCGACCGGGACAGGGGAGUCGCCAACCGCGCCCAGAAAAUGGGAGGCUCCGAUUCGACCGAGACGAAUCCCCUCAGGGCGGUGAAAGACGCUCGAAUCGUGGUUCUGGCCACGCCCAUAAGGGCUAUAGAAGAGGUGAUGAAGUUCAUAGGGCCCGAGCUGGAGGAUGGCUGCGUGGUGACUGACACCGGCAGCACCAAAGUCUCCGUGCUCCAGUGGGCUGAGGAGCAUCUGCCCUCCAAUGUCAGCUUUGUGGGGGGGCAUCCCAUGGCCGGCAAAGAGGAUUCCGGCCCGGAGGCCGCGCAGGUGGACCUCUUCCAGGGCGCCACCUACUGCCUCAUACCUGCCCGGAACACAGGGCAGGACGCUCUUGCAACUGUUGUCAACUUGGUGGAGGCAGUAGGAGCCAAGCCCUACUUCAUUGACCCAGUGGAGCACGACAGCUACGUUGGAGCGGUGAGCCACCUUCCGAUGAUUCUCUCUACCGUUUUGACCAGGCUCACCUCCAGCAGUCCGUCCUGGCCGGAGAUCGCCAGGCUGGCCUCAUCCGGCUACAGGGACGUCAGCCGUCUGGCGUCCCAGGACCCGGCAAUGAACAGGGACAUUUGCAUGACCAACCAGGAUGGGCUAAUGCAUUGGAUAGAUGAGUUCAUCAAGGAGAUGUACGGCUUCAGGAACCUGGUGAAGGAGGGCGGUGAGAAGACACUGGGUAGCGCCUUCGACGCCGCCUGGGAGGCGCGGGACAGAUGGGUCCAGAACAAGGUGACGGCUCCAUCGUCGCAUCCGGCGGUGGAGAUUCCCACCACUGCCGAGACUAUGGGCGGGAUGUUCCUGGGGGACCGGGCGGCCGGGCGCGUUCGCGAGAUGAUGGAGUGGUGGAAAGACGACAACAGGAAGAAGCGCGGGUAG
Molecule: messenger RNA, 978 nt
Organism: Geodia barretti
Lineage: Eukaryota; Metazoa; Porifera; Demospongiae; Tetractinellida; Geodiidae
Source: the annotation of a GenBank genome assembly